GCACUAGAUGCUUAAUGAUUUUAAAGUUCUCUUAACAUAAUAUACUCAUCCUAAUUUGAUCACAUGUUUCGGAGCUUAUUAUGAAGAAGGCACAAUAAAAAUAAUUUUAGAAUUAAUGGAUUUUGGAUCAAUUAGAAAUCUAAUUGAUAUGCUUAAGGAAAUCAAUUAUUGUUAUUUAAGUAAGAUAUUAUGCAAUCAAAAAUAUUAAUAUCAUUUUUUUAUCUUAAAAUAGCUAUUAAAAGGCUUAGAGUUUUUGCAUAAAGAAAGACAUUAAGUUCAUAGAGAUAUAAAGCCAGAAAAUAUUCUUAUUAACAAGAGAGGUAAUGUAAAGUUAACUGAUUUCGGUAUUAGUAAGCAGUUGGAAAAAACUUAAUAGCUAUGCAUGACGUAUGUAGGAACUACUUUAUAUAUGAGCCCAGAAAGACUCAUAGGAAAUUAGUAUGGUUUAAGAAGUGAUAUAUGGAGUGUAGGUUUAGUAAUUAUAGAAUUAGCAACAGGACUGUAUCCUUACGAUGUUAAAAAUAAAUCUAUUGUAUAAUUUGUUUCUAAUAUCUUGCAAUCUAAAGAACCAACACUACCUGAUAAUGGCAAAUAUUCAGCUGCAUUGAUGGACUUUGUUAAAAAAUGUGUUGCAAAAGAAUAAAAAGAUAGAUUAGAUAUUUCUGAUUUAUUGAAACACGAGUGGAUUACAUAAUAUAAUAUGGCAGAUGAUAAAUAAAUUAAUUUAUUAUAAUAAUAUUUAUAGCAUUUAGAGUUGUCCUAUUAUCAAUUUAAAUAAGCUUAAGCAUAACAAGCCGAAGAGUAGUAAUAAUGA
Molecule: messenger RNA, 814 nt
Organism: Tetrahymena thermophila SB210
Lineage: Eukaryota; Ciliophora; Oligohymenophorea; Hymenostomatida; Tetrahymenidae
Product: Serine/Threonine kinase domain protein
Exons: 5
Biological process (GO): protein phosphorylation; MAPK cascade
Molecular function (GO): MAP kinase kinase activity; ATP binding
Source: RefSeq, a predicted model, not a curated record